This is a messenger RNA of Eutrema salsugineum, 389 nucleotides long. RefSeq lists its product as uncharacterized. The coding region runs from base 48 to 389 and encodes 113 amino acids. The record is from RefSeq and is a predicted model, not a curated record. The transcript is spliced from 2 exons. Lineage: Eukaryota; Viridiplantae; Streptophyta; Magnoliopsida; Brassicales; Brassicaceae.
AUAACAAAUUGGUGCGGUGAGCGGUCGAAGCUUCGCGAUUGAAAUCAAUGGCGGAAUCUGAGUUGGUGUCGAAGAAGAUUCAAGGUUCUUUGGGAAAAUUACAUGGCGAAGUGACGGAGAUUAAAAGAGGAUGGGAGAAAUUGACAAAGGCAAAUGCAGAAUUGACGAAGGUGAAUAAAGAUUCAGGAAUCCGUUUCGCAUUGCUCGAUAAACAAUUGGAGCUUGUUUCACAAACACUAGCUCAAAUCGAAGCUAAUUCGUUUCAAGGAUCGAAACAGAAGGGAAUUGCGACUUCUUAUGGAGCUAUAGAUCAGAGAAAGUUUGUUACAAAAAGUAGAUAUGCCAAUUUUCGAUGGGAGACUUUCUUUUGCAUGGAUUGCUCGAGCUGA